UGUCGUCGAGUGUUGUUGGCUAAAAGUAUCUUUGCUGCGUUGGUUUAUGUACAAAUCGACCGCCUGCUUGGUUGUGAAUAGUAUCAGAGCAUUGUCACGGACGAGAUUACAAGCAGCUGCCAAAAACGGUUUAUUUUCCAGCGUUCAACGUCGAACAAAGUACGGUCGCCUUGCCAUGCCUGAAGCAGCAACAGCAGCCUCGUCCGAAACCGGCAGGUUCAUGUACCCGGAGGCGCGUCGCGAUGAAUCGGUGGUGGACGAGUUCCAUUCCGUAAAGAUUGCCGACCCGUAUCGUUGGUUGGAGGAUCCAGAUGCGGAGGAAACGCAGGCCUACGUGGAAAAGCAGAACGAAAUCUCGAAACCGUUUCUCGACACGUGCCCCGAAUGGAAGAAGCUGAACGAAAAGUUGCGAAAGCGAUGGAAUUAUCCCAAGUAUUCGUGUCCGUUCAAGCACGGAAACAAGUAUUUCUUCUUCAUGAACACCGGCUUGCAAAAUCAGGACGUGUUUUAUGUCCAGGACAAGCUCGACGGCGAACCGAGGGUCUUUCUCGAUCCCAACACACUCUCCACCGAUGGAACGAUCGCGCUCGUUGGGUCUCGAUUUUCCGACGACGGGCAACUGUACGCGUACGGAUUGAGCCAAAGCGGUUCCGAUUGGACCAAGUUAAAGAUCCGAAACGUUGAAACGGGAGUGGACUUUCCCGAAACGAUCGAGCACACCAAGUUUGUGACGGCCUCGUGGACGAAGGACAACAAGGGAUUCUUCUAUGCGCGCUACCCGGUCGUCGAUGGGAAAGCGGACGGUUCGGAGACGGCGGCAAACGAGAAUCAAAAGUUGUAUUACCAUCGUGUUGGCGAGUCACAGGAUAAGGAUGUACUGAUUGCGGAGUUUCCGGAGGAACCAUCUUGGCGAUUAAUGCCGGAGGUUUCCGAUUGUGGCAAAUACCUGAUGCUGUUCAUAAUGAAGGGCUGUAAGGACAUGCUACUGUAUUUUAGCAAUCUUGAAAAGGCGGGCAAACUCGAAUCAAAGCUGGAUUUUGUUAAAGUAGUCACUGAAUUUGAUAGCGAUUACGAUUACGUUACCAACGAAGGUAGCAUAUUUUCCUUCCGCACGAACAAGGGUGCACCGAAUUAUCGGAUCGUUAACAUCGACUUCGACCAGCCCGAGAUGGAGCACUGGAAAACGUUGGUUCCGGAGCAUCCCAAGAAUGUGCUCGAUUGGACCACCUGCGUGAACAAGGAUCGUAUCGUCCUUGGGUACAUCGACGACGUGAAAUCGCUGCUGGUGGUACACAGUCUGGCUGAUGGUAGCUUUGUGUCGAAAUUUCCACUCGAAAUCGGUACGGUGGCCGGAUUCAGUGGCAAGAAGAAGUACUCGGAAAUCUUCUACCAUUUCGUGUCGUUCCUGACACCGGGCAUUAUCUAUCAUUACGAUUUUGAGGGCAAACAGGAGGACGGAUCAGCGAUGCAACCAACCAUCUUCCGUGAGGUGAAGAUUGAGGACUUUGACAACAGCCGGUAUGCGGUGGAGCAAAUCUUUUACCACAGCAAAGACGGAGAGAAAGUCCCGAUGUUCAUCGUCCAGCGGAAGCAGGAAAAGAAGGAACACAAACCGUGCCUGCUGUAUGGCUACGGUGGAUUCAACAUUUGUGUCCAACCGUCUUUCAGCAUCACGGGGCUGGUCUUUAUCGAUUCGUUCGAUGGAAUUCUGGCGUACCCCAACAUUCGUGGUGGAGGCGAGUACGGUGAGCGGUGGCACAAUGCGGGCCGGUUGCUGAAAAAGCAGAACGUUUUUGAUGACUUCCAGCAUGCCGCACAAUACCUGGUGGAGCAUGAAUACACCACCCACGAUAAGAUUGUUAUCCAGGGCGGAUCGAAUGGUGGCCUGCUGGUUGGAGCUUGCAUAAACCAACGUCCGGAUCUAUUCGGUGCAGCCAUCGCGCAAGUCGGUGUGAUGGAUAUGCUUCGCUUCCAUAAGUUCACAAUUGGCCGGGCCUGGGUGUCGGACUACGGUGAUCUGAACGAACAGCAACACUUUGAGAAUCUGCUGCGCUAUUCACCUUUGCACAACGUGCGCAUGCCUACCUCGGAAAAAGACCAGUACCCGGCCACGCUAGUGCUAACGGCUGAUCACGACGAUCGGGUCAGCCCGCUGCAUUCACUCAAGUUCGUUGCUGCACUCCACCACGCCAUCAAGGAUUGUGAGCACCAGAAAAAGCCACUGUUGCUGCGCGUGUACAGCAAAGCCGGUCAUGGCAUGGGAAAACCGACGGCCAAGAAAAUCGAGGAAGCGACCGAUAUUCUCACAUUCAUGUACAAGACUCUCGGGCUCAAGCUUUCGUUCUAGAGAGACUGAAUGAGACGGUUUUUGGACUAACGCUGAGAAAACGUAGUAUGGAUUUGGUUUGCAAAAAGUAUCCGCGAAAAAUGCAUUUCGUUGAGCAAACGUGUCGGAUGGCGAGGCCGCAUUAUUGUACACUUUUAGUUGCACUUUUUAUGCAUGCGUCGUCCUUCCAGUCGCCGCUGUGCGUGUGUAAGCUUUGAAUUGAAACAUUUAUAUUUUUGAUUUGUGGAAAAAAAAAAACAAAAGCAAAUAAAAUA
Messenger RNA from Anopheles nili, 2601 nucleotides. Its product is annotated as prolyl endopeptidase. Gene Ontology annotation, cellular component: cytosol. The record is from RefSeq and is a predicted model, not a curated record. The transcript has 7 exons. Bases 47 to 2347 code for a protein of 766 amino acids. Gene Ontology annotation, molecular function: serine-type endopeptidase activity; oligopeptidase activity. Gene Ontology annotation, biological process: proteolysis. NCBI's taxonomy places the organism in Eukaryota, Metazoa, Arthropoda, Insecta, Diptera, Culicidae.